AACAUGUGAAAAUGUGAUAGGCAGAACACCACGAAGUUACAGAUUGGAAACUAGCGCACUUAAAAUACAGUAUUUUAGUAGACGUAUACUUUACUAUCAAACAUCAGGCAGAUAAAAGGACAACAACAACAACAACGACAAAAACUGCACUAUAUAAUUUAGCGUCUCUAUUGGCACUCUUCGGGAAUGGUUCUAGCGGCGUCGUGUGAAACACUGAACUGGCAACACUGGUCGGGGGCGCGUAACAUCAUGACGUAACACGCAAGCGAUCAUCGAUGUUACGCGCCGGAGUUCGCUUCCGUGCUACCACCCAUAUGCCGGUCUCCGCGCGUGCCGCAUAUCCGUCAGCUAUUGCACGUUGCAUCUGAGGACAUUGCACAGCGAGGUUGCAAUAGUGCGUGGACCGUGCAGUGUAUUCGACGCGUAUUUUAAUGCCUUGAUAAGAUUAAUAACCCCGACUCCUGUGGCUGCUGCGUGAGGAGCGAGCGCCGUCCCCAUCAUGGCGGAGUGGAGCGAGGAUGAGGUCCUACGGUUCAUCAGCUUUUACCGCGAGAAGAGAGUCCUGUGGAAUCCGAGGAAUCCAAACCACUCUAACAAGUUCCUUCGCCACGAGGCGUGGGUCGACCUCGCUUCGAAGACGGGGAAGUCAGUGGAGGACUGCAGGAGGAAGAUGACGUGCCUGAUGUCGUCCAUGAGGAGGGAGAAGGGCAAGAUGAAGAGGGCUGGGAAUGCCAAAGAGCCUGAUGAAGUCUACGUAAGUCCAUGGUUUGCCUUCGGGAGCUUGCAGUUCCUCUGGGAGAAGGACAAACCUCGGGAAAUAAGCACAAUUACUGAGAGGGAACAAGGACAUAAAGCAUACCCUAGGGAAGAAGACCAACUUACCUUCGGCUCAGGAGACACAGGCGUUGCUGAAAGUGCACCCAAUUCCUUGCCAAAAGUUAAAGCAAGAAAGAAGAUCAAGCUACAAGAUCAACGCUCAGACACAGCCUCCCAGAUUUUUACUCCGUAUGCACCAAGCUCUUCAGACGAUGAGACACAAGAUUUUGCAAACUUUGUUGCUAAGAAAAUACGAAAAUAUGACAGUUUAACUCAGUCUGCAGUCCAACAUGCAAUAAUGGUAAUUUUGCUCAACACAGACAUGAGCUUACACCAGGAGAAGCAAUCCAGCGCUCAGGCUAGUCCAAGAAAUUCGUAUAGUGCACAUCCACUGUUUGCAGAAACUCCUAUUUCUGGCAUGAACUUGUCUUCUAUGAUACAUCGCAACCAACCCCCACCUGCAUUUGACACCCCUUCUACUUCCUCGACAACGCAGACUAAAGGAGAAUGUGUGCUUUCUCCUAGUAAUUCAGAAGAUGAAUUCCAUUUACAGGAAGCCAUUACCUAAUUAUAUUUCGGUUGUACCUGUAAAGCCCUAAUAUUUUAUUUGGGUUGCAAAAUGUAAUCUCUUCUUUGAAUAUA
Messenger RNA from Penaeus chinensis, 1458 nucleotides. RefSeq lists its product as uncharacterized. The transcript is spliced from 3 exons. NCBI's taxonomy places the organism in Eukaryota, Metazoa, Arthropoda, Malacostraca, Decapoda, Penaeidae. The record is from RefSeq and is a predicted model, not a curated record. The coding region runs from base 500 to 1384 and encodes 294 amino acids.